CCGCCCUGCGCCCCUAGCUGCAGCCCGGCCACGCAGGGAGGAACGCAGCGGGCAUCCAUCUCCCCCGCGUCGAGAGCGCGCUGCAGCGACCACCGCACAACAGAGCGCGGAUUUCCCGGACCCCUCUCCUCCUUCCCCCCUCCGGGGGCUGAUCUAUCUGUCCGGCCCUGGGAGCAGCUGACCUUACCUACCAAAGCUUUGUGUCGAUUUCUACAUUUUCCCGCUGAGAUGGGGAUGGGAGCCCGAUCCCCCCACCCUCUUUUCCCUCCGCCCAGGGCUCGCCGCUGAGCGCCGCCCCCCUUCCUCCCCUUCUUCCUUCCCUCUCUCCCGCCCUUCUUUCCUCCUCUGCCUCCUCCGCAACCGGACCAGCUCUUUCCUACAUCUGGCGCCCAGAGACCCUUGGGAUCCCGCGCACACUCCCCUGGAGCAGCACCCGACAGAAAGCGCCCUGAGGGGCUUGCGUCGCUCGUGGGGUAGCCAGAGCCGCGGUCCUCUGUACCCCCCGACGGCUGGGGGGAGGGGGGAGGAGGCUGCGCGCCCCCCUCCCCGGCGCCAACUCCCCCUGGCGGCCGCUCCCAUGGGUGUCGCUGGGCCGCGCCAUGCCUAAGGGGGCGCCGCGAUGGGCCAAGGGGACGAGAGCGAGCGCAUCGUGAUCAACGUGGGCGGCACGCGCCACCAGACGUACCGCUCGACGCUGCGCACGCUGCCCGGCACGCGGCUCGCCUGGCUGGCGGAGCCCGAUGCCCACAGCCAUUUCGACUAUGACCCGCGUGCCGACGAGUUCUUUUUCGACCGCCACCCGGGCGUCUUCGCGCACAUUUUGAACUACUACCGCACGGGCAAGCUGCACUGCCCGGCAGACGUGUGCGGGCCGCUCUACGAAGAGGAGCUGGCCUUCUGGGGCAUCGACGAGACCGACGUGGAGCCCUGCUGCUGGAUGACAUACCGCCAGCACCGGGACGCGGAGGAGGCGCUCGACAGCUUUGGCGGUGCGCCCCUGGACAACAGCGCUGACGACGCGGACGCCGACGGCCCUGGAGACUCAGGCGACGGCGAGGACGAGCUGGAGAUGACCAAGCGCCUGGCGCUCAGUGACUCCCCUGACGGACGGCCUGGUGGCUUCUGGCGCCGCUGGCAGCCGCGCAUCUGGGCGCUCUUUGAGGACCCCUACUCAUCCCGCUACGCGAGGUACGUGGCCUUUGCCUCCCUCUUCUUCAUCCUGGUCUCCAUCACCACCUUCUGCCUGGAGACCCAUGAGCGCUUCAACCCUAUUGUGAACAAGACGGAGAUUGAGAAUGUCCGGAAUGGCACGCAGGUGCGCUACUACCGGGAAGCGGAGACGGAGGCCUUCCUCACCUACAUCGAGGGUGUCUGCGUGGUCUGGUUCACCUUCGAGUUCCUCAUGCGUGUCAUCUUCUGCCCCAACAAGGUCGAGUUCAUCAAGAACUCACUCAACAUCAUCGACUUUGUGGCCAUCCUCCCCUUCUACCUGGAGGUGGGCCUGAGUGGCCUGUCCUCUAAGGCGGCCAAGGACGUCCUGGGCUUCCUGCGCGUCGUCCGCUUCGUGCGCAUCCUGCGCAUCUUCAAGCUGACCCGCCACUUUGUGGGCCUGCGGGUCCUGGGGCACACCCUCCGUGCCAGCACCAACGAGUUCUUACUGCUGAUCAUCUUCCUGGCCCUGGGCGUCCUGAUCUUUGCCACCAUGAUCUACUACGCAGAGAGGAUAGGGGCACAGCCCAAUGACCCCAGCGCCAGUGAGCACACCCACUUUAAGAACAUCCCCAUUGGCUUCUGGUGGGCCGUGGUCACCAUGACAACACUGGGCUACGGAGACAUGUACCCACAGACGUGGUCCGGGAUGCUGGUGGGAGCGCUGUGUGCGCUGGCUGGGGUGCUGACCAUCGCCAUGCCCGUGCCCGUCAUCGUGAACAAUUUUGGGAUGUAUUACUCCUUAGCCAUGGCUAAGCAGAAACUACCAAAGAAAAAAAAGAAGCAUAUUCCACGGCCACCGCAGCUGGGAUCUCCCAAUUAUUGUAAAUCUGUCGUAAACUCUCCACACCACAGUACUCAGAGUGACACAUGCCCGCUGGCCCAGGAAGAAAUUUUAGAAAUUAACAGAGCAGGCACACAGAACAGCAGUGAGGCCCCAGAGAAGACCGUGCCCGGGACCCCUGGGAGCUACCAGUGCAGCCUCCGGGGCACCUUUGGGGUGGGGGCGGGAGGUUCUCCCCUGAGCACGUGAGUCCGGAUGGCCCUCUCCCUGCCCCCACCUUUCCCCUGCCGGCUGCAGAGGGAGCGGAGCGGUGCUGGGCCGGAGCAGGGAGACUGACAUGACUGGGGCAGAGGUGACCAGGAAGGGGUCGGCGGGCCCUUGCGCAUGAGCGGAUCAAGUGUCUGCUCCAACGCGGGGCCAGGGUGGGCAGCUGGGGUCCAUGUGGGGUCCGCGUGGCCCCCCAGUGGUCUGAGGGGGAGGUUACAGAAAAUGAUGCAGCUCCGAGGGCCAGGCCUGGUGUUCUUUUCUGUGUUGUUCAUAUUCUCUCUUUUUCUCUCUCUUCACUAAUCAUGUUUCUCUCUCUUUCUCUCCUCGUUUUGUUGCAUGACUUGUGCCGGUUCUCGUGACUGUACUCUGCUCGUGUCUCUCCCAGACUGUCCCCAGUUAGCCUGGGACUUUUUCCCUGAGCCCCUCGCUGGGCAGACCCCUUGGAGCUAAACCCAAGGAAAUGCCCAGCAACCCCCCACCCCGCCCCAGCCCUGUGUGCGCCCCUGGUGGCCGCCGCUGGUCUGAACAGUAAGUACGUUGGCGGUGCCCAGAGACCAGGGCGGAGAAGCCAGCCCUGCUGGCCGAGGGCCCUGACACCGGGUUCUCCUUGCUCCAAAGUUUAAAAAAAAUGACCCUCUUGCGGACGCUCAUCUAUCUCAGCCCAUUUCAAAGCCUGGAAACCAUCUCUGUGAGCUGCUGCCCAUGCUGCCAUUUCAUCAUCGCAAGCCCAUGGGUCUAGAGGGGCGGAGGGGCCCGGGGCCAGGGGAGGCAGGGCUCCCAUGUUCUGGGGAGCAGGUGGGAACCGAGGCUCCUGGUGGCCACCUUAUCCAAAGGACGGGGUAACGGCAGGAGGGUGGGGAGCCUUGGGUGAGCUGACCCUCUGGCCUUUCCCACGCAUUCCCCCAAUUGAGAGAGUCGGCCCCUCCUUUGUUUCCCUCUCAUCCAGCCACCCCUCUGGAGUUGGAGAGGGAGAAUGCUCCCAGUUUCUGACAGCACCUCAAACCACAGAUAAACCAACAGCCCAGGGAGGCUGGCUCCUUCACAGAGCAAGACCUCAACUCUUCCAGUUAUAGCCCCCUCCUUAGAAUCGAGGUUGAUAGAAGCAGCAGGCCCAGAUGUGUCUGGUGGUGGCGGGGGGGGCGUCUCUUGAGGGAAGCAAGGGUACAAAGCUCACAUCCACCCAGGGAUCCCUGAUGGUUGCCCCUGCUCCCAUCCCCUGCAGGGAAAACCAGCCCCCACACGGGACCCUUUAACAGCUGUGGGAGCUGGAUGCUCCAGGGGCGUGGCACGGGGGUGGGGCAGAGCCAUUGGUGGGGACUCAGCACUCAGAGCCUGAGGAGAGGUCUCUGCCACCCACCUCUGACCCACCCCUGGGCAAGAACUGUAGGUUGUAGCUACCUCUACUGACAGGCCAACAGAGAGACAGCAGGUCCUGGCUCCCCUCCCAGAUGGAGAUGCUGCCUGCUAGGGCUUACGGUUUUCCCCUUGCGGAAAAUUUGUGCAGGGUGCUAUGGGCCCCGACUUCCACACCCCCAUCCACAUUCUCCUUCUUCUGCUUCCCUCCCCUCUCCCCAACCAGCCUCUUCUCUCAGCCCAGAGAGGGAGGGAAGCCAGGUGCCAGCCAGAGCUGGGGUGGGGGCAGGACUGGGCGUGUCUGUGCACCCAGAUGUGUGCCCAGGGCCACGCCGCAAGUGCUAGGCGGCCCCCAGACCCCAGGGAGGCCCCAGCCCCCGUUAUGUGGUGUCAGAGUUACCUUAGUAACUGGGCUUUCUGGCUCAGAGUAAAUCGGGGAGUGAAGCCCCUGGGAUUUGUCAAGAAACGCACUGUACGUGAAAUGCUUUGCCAUCUUGUAUGACAGACUUUUUUUUUUUAAGUUCCAAAAUUAUGAUGGGAUUUUUUUUGGAUUUGCUUUAUGAAUAAACCUGAUUGGUCCAUUUCUCUUUUGACUGACUGCCUCUUUGUAGUGACAUGAUGUGCACACGGGCCGUGGUCCUGCCCGCGGGCACACGGAGCAUGUGCCCGCGGAGAAGGAUCACCUCUGCGUGUAGUUACAUGAUGUGAACAGGGUCACGGAAGAGGGUCAAAUCGGGAGGAGACUGCCUCCAGCUUUUUUUCCCUUUUAGUCUCACAGAGACCCCCCCAACCCCGUUCCGUGGUCCCACUCAUGUUGGUGCCAGUCUUCCCUGGAGACUCGCACCCUAGGUGAAGUCUUUGAGAAAGCCAAGGUGCCCACCGUGGGGUCUGAGUUGGCUCCACCCUGGCCAGGAACAUUCUGCUCUGAGAGCCCAGAGCGUGGGUCAGGCUCCGUCCCCAAGAGUGAUGGGUGGGGCCGGAGGCCACCCAGAGUACCUCUGCCAGCUCCAGAGGCUUCCCUAGCGCUGCUCCUGGACUUGGGAGAGGGUGAGCUCCCUGCUGUGGCCACACCUUGCCCCCACCAUGUGUCCCCAGACCUCCUCCCAGGUUCCUUCUCAGGCUACCACAGAGCCCAAGACGCGUCUUCCCCACCUGAGUCCAUCAGCUGCUGUUGUCUUUACACAUCCAUCUGCUCUGCUUUUCGGGGGAUGCUGCUGAAAGGAGACGGAGGCAUGGGAGCCCGCUCCCAAAUCAUGGCUCGCUGUCACCGGCUCAUGCAAACAUCCCUGUUGUGCCUAUGCUCGCUGACCGGGCCUGCUUGGCGCAGAGCGGGGUGGGCGGCCCUGGCUUGAUCUGAGUGGGGAUCGGAGCGGACCGAGUGACCAGCAUUAGUCUGUGUGGCGGAUGGAGCAGACUGAGUGGUCAGAUUGGGUCUGUAUUGGGGACAGAGGAGACUGUGCGACCAGGCCGAGUCUUCAUGGGGGGCAGAGCAUACAGAGUGACCCAAUUAGAUCCCUGUGGGAUGCGGGCCGGCUGUGUGAUCAGGUGAGGUGUGCAUGGGGGUCAGCGUGAAGUGAGUGAUCAGACGGGAUCCAAUGGGGAGUGGGAUAGCGUUGAUGGACAGGGUCUGGAUGGGGUUAGGGACGCCUGAGCUGGAUAAGAAUGGGAGGCAACCAAGCUCUGGUCAGCAGCAGAGGGGUCAGAAAAGGCUGCCUCUCUAGACUGGAGUGUUUCUGUGUGUCUGUCUGUCUUCCCCCUGAGCUCUGUGUCUGGCCCUCUACCCAUAUCUGCAUCCACACCAUCGUGUCUCAUCGGCCGGCCCCGGGCCCUGGGCCCAGCCCCCAGCACCGCGCUUGCUGGGCCCGCCAACUCAUCUUUUUGCAAACUUUGAGCAAACCCAGGAAGUCCCUCCUUUGCAGCACCGUGGGCGGCCCAUAGGCUGCCUGAAUGAGCCGGAACCCCCAGCCUCGAGCCUCCCUCCAUGGCCCCUCGCUUUUCCGUCCUCAGGGAUGGGCUGCCCUUUGCCAAUGCCCCACCUCCGGCCUAUUUCCCCCUCCACUAAACAGUUUUCAGUGUCUC
Messenger RNA from Pteronotus mesoamericanus, 5692 nucleotides. It is a transcript of the gene KCNC1, whose product is annotated as potassium voltage-gated channel subfamily C member 1. Bases 620 to 2242 code for a protein of 540 amino acids. The transcript is spliced from 3 exons. Gene Ontology annotation, molecular function: delayed rectifier potassium channel activity; protein binding. Gene Ontology annotation, cellular component: voltage-gated potassium channel complex; presynaptic membrane; axon terminus. The record is from RefSeq and is a predicted model, not a curated record. NCBI's taxonomy places the organism in Eukaryota, Metazoa, Chordata, Mammalia, Chiroptera, Mormoopidae. Gene Ontology annotation, biological process: potassium ion transmembrane transport; protein homooligomerization.